UCAUGACAAUUCUUGUUCUGUAAACUUUCAUGACAAUUCUUGUUCUGUAAACUUUCAUGACAAUUCUUGUUCUGUAAACUUUCAUGACAAUUCUUGUUCUGUAAACUUUCAUGACUCACUUUAUUUGUAUUCACUUUCAGGUUUGGACAAUCUUGGCUCUUGUGGCGUGUGGAAUGUUCCUCGGUUUUCCCCAGGGAUCAGACACACAGACACAGACCAACACAUCAAACAGCCUCCAGAGGAAUGUGACUCUGGUCCUAGAGAUGCCCAUGAUAGGCUAUGCCGGGCUCCUGCAGAACAAAUCCUUCUACAACAUGCUUUUCAACGAUUUGACCAACAGUAUAUGGACAGCUUGGAAAGAAGAAACCAGCGAUGUGACCAUACUUUCUAUAGCCCACCGGUUAGGAAACCUUCAAGUUCUCACGUCCGUCUCCAUCAUAAAGAAGAACGCCAACCCUGACCCCGAGGGGGCAUUCGCCUACGCGCUGCUCACCAUGGCGCGCAAUGGCUUCGUCUUCCAGGGUACUCGCAUACCCUGGGUCAGGUACAACGGUUAUACAGUUCAACCCACCCUCGACGUGUGUGCAGCUAGACAAAAGAUGGACCCGUGUCUUCAGAAGGACGGCAAAUAUUGCAACCCCUUCAGGCGAGGCGCCUGCGUUUUUUACGAGCCGAUAAAUGACCGAAACGAGGAAGAAUUGCCUGGGUUGAAGUGGAAUCCCUGCCCACCUUCUCCACCCCGUACGGCAGCAGGGGAAGGAACUCCGGAGGUCCGCUCAACUUGUUCAGAGAUGUGCCAAAUUGGACCAGCGAGAGGAUGUAGAGAUGUGCCAAAUUGGACCACCGAGAGGAUGUAGAGAUGUGCCAAAUUGGACCAGCGAGAGGAUGUAGAGAUGUGCCAAAUUGGACCACCGAGGGGAUGUAGAGAUGUGCCAAAUUGGACCACCGAGAGGACGUAGGGAUACGCCAAGGACGUAGAGAUGCGCUAUACUGGACCGACAGGACGUAGAGAUACGCCAAGGACGUAGAGAUGCGCUAUACUGGACUGACAGGGCGUAGAGAUUCGCCAAGGACGUAGAGAUGCGCUAUACUGGACUGACAGGACGUAGAGAUACGCCAAGGACGUAGAGAUGCGCUAUACUGGACUGACAGGACGUAGAGAUACGCCAAGGACGUAGAGAUGCGCUAUACUGGACUGACAGGGCGUAGAGAUACGCCAAGGACGUAGCGAUGCGCUAUACUGGACUGAUAGGGCGUAGAGAUACGCCAAGGACGUAGCGAUGCGCUAUACUGGACUGACAGAGCGUAGAGAUACGCUUAGGACGUAGCGAUGAGCUGUAGCCUACUAUAUUUUUUAUUGUCGUAUAGAUUAUAAACUGUUUGUUUUCGAGCAUUGUAUUUAUACCAAGACAUGUUGCUGAUUUGAAUCAGGAAGGAUGACUUAUUUGAGACUGACUGCUUAGGGGACGUUCAAACAAACCUCACGCUUGGAAAGGGGAGGGGGGGGGGGGUCCUGAACCAAUGUAAUAUUACUUUUUUUUGGUCCCGAGGUGUUGACUUUCAGGAUUUCGCUGUAAUUUGUUCUAUUUGUAAUUAAGGCGCUUUUAACAUUGACAUGAGUCUCAUUUUCCCCCCCUUAUUAGUAAGAAAGAGUGAAUGCAAUAUUAUGCUUGAAUGAUUUGCUCUGUUAUUUGUGUGUGUGUGUGUGUGUGUGUGUGUG
Molecule: messenger RNA, 1720 nt
Organism: Aplysia californica (California sea hare)
Lineage: Eukaryota; Metazoa; Mollusca; Gastropoda; Aplysiida; Aplysiidae
Source: RefSeq, a predicted model, not a curated record